Messenger RNA from Mycena indigotica, 5532 nucleotides. RefSeq names its product Jumonji superfamily protein. NCBI's taxonomy places the organism in Eukaryota, Fungi, Basidiomycota, Agaricomycetes, Agaricales, Mycenaceae. Gene Ontology annotation, molecular function: histone demethylase activity; DNA binding. Gene Ontology annotation, cellular component: nucleus. Gene Ontology annotation, biological process: chromatin remodeling. The record is from RefSeq and is a predicted model, not a curated record. The transcript is spliced from 11 exons. The coding region runs from base 61 to 5532 and encodes 1823 amino acids.
CUUGACUCCAGACCGCCAUCUGAGGGCGUAGCCCCCCAAAAAAAUACUCUUCUCGUCGCCAUGAACGGCGACGGACCAUCUUCCUCCACUCCAAGGGGUACCCCUUCGCACCGUGGAAAAUCUCCAAGCUUCGUCACCCCCAAUCCGCCUGGACCCACCAACAACAACGAUAGUCCAUCCACCCCCACUCCUCGUGGCACGCCUUCUCGUCGCGGAAAAUCAGCCACAACAGCCAUGACUUCCGUUUCUACACACACAGUUAAUAAACAACCGAAUUCCACCUUCUAUUCCUGCAUCAAUAUCCCAGUCGAAGGCGCAGUACCCGUUAAUCCAGAGGAAAACGAGGCUGGCCAGGACGAUUCUGGUUCCGUUAGUGACUCGUCGCGUGCCCCGCGAAAGUCCAAGACAGAUGCUCUGAAUGCGAUCAAGACUCGCUCGGCAUCAGUUGGUCUGGAGGAUGACGACGCUCCAGAGAAUGUGUGGGCGGAGAGAUAUAGAAAUGUGCCACCCUUGGUACCACAUUCACCUAUUCUGAACCUCUCUACUGUCAAGACAGCCAGUCCACGACCCGACUCCCUUCCCCCCAAGGAACCGCGUCCCUUUGGACUUGAAGACUGCCCAACAUUCUAUCCUACGACCGACGAGUUCAAGGACCCUAUGGCGUAUAUUCGCUCCAUUUCUGACCAAGCAAAUGCUCAUGGCAUCUGCAAAGUCGUCCCUCCUAGUGGUUGGAAAAUGCCUUUUGUCACCGAUACAGCGAAUUUUCGUUUCAAGACCCGGCUGCAACGUCUCAACUCUGUUGAAGCUUCUUCCCGCGCGAAGAUUAACUUUUUGGAACAACUUUAUGUCUGGCACCAACAGCAAGGAAACCCUCGUGUGUCGGUCCCCACCAUCAAUAAUAAGCCCCUCGACUUGUAUGCUCUGAGAAAGGAGGUUCGGAAGCUUGGUGGAUUCUACGCGGUGACCAAGAAGAAGCAGUGGUCUGAUCUUGGGAGGCUUCUCGGCUACUCCGGAAUCCCUGGACUUUCUACGCAGCUCAAGAACUCGUAUACUCGUGUUAUCUUGCCAUAUGAGGAGUACGAGGCCCGAAACGCGGCCAAGGCAUCGAGUCCCAAGAAGGCUACUAAUGGACAAGACAAGCGGUUUUCAUCGGUCAAGCCAGAGGAUCUCCCAGACAGCCCCUCAUCAACUCGCUCUAGUCCACUUUCCGAACCACCAGAGGAAGUUAAGCCCAACGGUGGAACGAAACCAUCUCGACCAAGAAGAAGUACCCGAAUGGGUGCCCAAAACGACCGUCGUGCAUCCCCUAUCCCUGCACCCAUCUGGGACGACACCAAGAAAUCGUCGGUGCAGCAAAAGGACAAGGAGGAUCAAGAGCAGAAUUGCGAGAUUUGUCAUAAGAAGAACCGAGGGGAAGAGAUGUUGUUAUGUGAUGGCUGCGAUUGUGGCUUCCACAUGUUUUGUCUCGAUCCGCCACUUGACAGCAUUCCGAAAGAACAAUGGUUUUGUUACACUUGUCUUGCUGGCACGGGCGGUGAUUACGGUUUCGAUGACGGCGACGAACAUAGUUUAGCCAGCUUCCAAGCACGCGAUGCAGAGUUCCGCCGUAUCUGGUUCGAACUACAUCCUCCGGAACGAAGUCCUGAUAUCAUCGAUGUGGACGACCCAACAACAAGUCGCAUCGGGCAAGUGAUGGUUUCCGAGAACGAUUUGGAAGCAGAAUUUUGGCGGUUGGUCAACACACAAGAAGAGACCGUCGAAGUCGAAUAUGGCGCCGAUGUCCAUUCCACGACCCAUGGCAGCGCAAUGCCGACUAUGGAAACUCAUCCGUUGGACCCAUAUUCCAAAGACCCAUGGAAUCUAAACAACAUCCCCAUUGUGUCUGAAUCACUUCUUCGCUUCAUCAAAUCCGACAUUUCAGGUAUGACUGUGCCCUGGACUUACGUGGGGAUGACGUUCUCGACCUUCUGUUGGCAUAACGAGGACCACUACACUUAUAGUAUCAAUUUCAUGCAUUGGGGUGAAACCAAGACGUGGUACGGUAUUCCCGGAGCCGAUGCGGAGAAGUUCGAGGCUGCCAUCAAGUCCGAGGCGCCGGAUCUCUUCCAAGCACAACCAGACCUGCUGUUCCAGCUAGUCACUCUCAUGAACCCUCAACGCGUGAGGGAUGCUGGCGUGCGAGUCUAUGCCUGCAAUCAACGUGCGGGUGAAUUUGUUGUUACUUGCCCGAAAUCCUAUCAUGCUGGAUUCAAUCAUGGUCUGAAUUUCAAUGAAGCUGUUAAUUUCGCGCUGCCAGAUUGGCUUCCCUUCGGUCGUGAAUGUGUGCAGCGCUACCGCGACCACAGAAAACUCCCUGUCUUCUCGCACGACGAGCUGCUCAUCACCAUUACUCAGCAAUCACAGUCAAUCAAGACCGCAAUCUGGUUGAUCGACAAUCUCCAAGAAAUGACCGACCGCGAAUUGGCAGAGCGGCAGACCGCGCGCGAACAGGGCAUGAAGGAGGUGUUGGAGGAGGAGGACCGUCCAGAAGACCAAUACCAGUGUUCCGUCUGCAAGGUCUUCUGCUAUCUCUCUCAAGUCACGUGCGCUUGCACGAGUGCAAUCACCUGCGUUGACCACGCUCAUCUGUUAUGUGAACGGUCCCUCGAUCACCUUGUUCUGCGAAAACGCUUCUCGGAUGAAGACCUUGUGGACACGCUCAACCAGGUUUCUGCCCGUGCAUCUAUUCCUGUUGCAUGGCACCAAAAACUCUCCAAGCUUUUGCGAGAGAGUCCACGACCAUUGUUACGAUCACUUCGAGCCCUUCACUCAGAGGGCGAGCGAAUCAAUUAUCCGCUCCCCCAACUUGCCUCUUUGCGUAAAUGUGUGGGCCGGGCAAACGAAUGGGUGGACUCAGCGAACUCAUAUCUCAUUCGAAAACAAAGCCGGAAGCGGGCGAGGAAAUCCCGUGGGCGUCCCGCUGUCAACGACUCCGCCAUGGAAGACCCAGGAGAUCGACCAGACAAGGGAUUGGAUGAACUUCACAAGCUAUUGCGCGAUGUCGAGAAUCUUGGUUUUGAUUCUCCUGAGAUUGCUUCCCUGAGAACGUUGGGGCAGACUGCGGAAGAGACCAAGUCACGAGCUGCUGCCCUCCUUAGUCAGGCCAACCAAAGCGAGGACCGCGAACAACUCCUCGAAGAUUGUCGACGAUUGAUUGCCGAUAGCUCGUCCCUGAAUGUUCUCAUUGAAGAGCUGGUAGAAAUUGAGAAGCUUGUUGAUCGGGAACAGUUAUUGCAGGAAUUGGAAGACAAGAACGAGGAUAGUUCAUCGUUACCCCUCGAUGAAGUCCGACAAGUGUUAGUGCGGGCUCGCGCUUGCGGGCUGUCUGCGGAGAACGAGCAAGUCAUACAACUGGAAGCGCGGUUGAAAACCGGCACGAGUUGGGAGGAUAAGGCCCGCAAUCUCCUUGCACAGCCCAUCAAGACAAUCCAAGAGCUCGAGCAAUUCUCUCAACUUGACGGCGAUGCUGUUACAAUCGACAAAAACAUCCUCGCCCAUUUGCGUAAUCUUUUGGCGAAAGCGAAAGAUUUCGAGAAGCAAGCGCUUGCCUGGCUGCAACUCGACCCUACGCUGGGUCUUCGGCCGAAGGUUCAUGAAGUCGUUCGAUUAGCCGUUAGGGCAGAAAAAGACUUCAGCAUUCCGGCUGUUGAGGGCAUUCGCAAAACAGCGGAUAUCGCACUGGACCUGGAAGCCCAGUGCGACUUGAUACUCAAGCACAAGUACGCCCCUGGCUCUGAUGAGGACAUCUUUCGGACGAUUCAAGGCUGGAAAGAGUAUGUCAAGAAUCAUCUCAGGUUUUUGACGCUUCCGUCUUGGUCUAAAUUGGAUGAACAAUACACACGCCAUCUACAGUGGACCAAAUCACUCCCUUGGUAUUGCCCCGCUCAUCAAGAGGCUGAAGUCCAGCCAAUUAUGGAAGACGUCAUCGAAGCAACUCGAGUCGAGGACCAGUUCGCGCCAAACGACGAAUAUUUCACGUGUAUCUGCGACCAACCGGUUCGCCCUCCUGCGCCUGGAGCCCAGUCUGAUGCCGUCCAAUGCGACCAUUGCUAUGCGCGAUUUCACGGCGACUGCGCCAACAAUGGCGGGUCAUGCCCCUUCUGCGACCAUCAUCACUGGAAUGGCUCUAUACAUAAAGAGCGAAGUUUUCACUAUUCAUUCCUUCCCGCCAUACUGGUCAGCGCUCCAGAUCUUUCGCGCAUCUAUUCGAACGAGUUUAAAGAGCUUCAGCUCAUUGUUCACCACGUAGACCAUCUGGUGCAAUCGGUUGGACAGUUCCUCUCCCAAAACUCGGACGCAAAACAUCUGCAGCCAGAAUACCUUCCCCAAGUUCGGCAUUACAUGCGUAAACUUUACAAACUCCAGUUUCCUGUCAGCACUACCCCUGAUGUUUCCUACGGGCUUGAUCUUUCCAACCUUCAUCGUGCUCUGGCUCAACGCAAGGGACCGGUGAGCGAGCGACACGCCCAGAAGCUUGCCGCUCGUCGGAAAGAGAAGGAGGACAAACUGGCUAAUAAGAAGCGCAGGCUACGUUUCGUGUUUGGCCAAGACGAGGAUGUGGACUGGCGAGACGGAACGAGGUGUAUAUGUCGUGGGCGAACACCAUAUCUGAUCAACUAUCCCAUGGUCAUGUGCACGCACUGCCACCACAAAUACCAUGCUCCCUGCGUUUUCUUCCCUGACCGACCUCACCAACCUGGCGCACCACCAAUGAAGAUGCCCACAUUCGACUGUCCUUUGUGUCUCGUUCGGAAAAACUUGCCAUACCCCCACGCCGAAGUCCGCAUUCGCCCACCACCCGCCAUGAAAAAGCCCUCUGAUGUCUAUAUAGACAUCGGGAAGAUGGUGGAGAACAAUACCAGAGACAUGAUCUUCAAGACCCAGAGCGCACCAGUUGAUCGCACUCUCUUCGUGGAGUUGAUUCGCGUUACUAAUUCUGAUUCGGGACAUCCUAAGCUUCCUCCCGAGACAAAAGAAGACCAACGUGUGGCGCGGAGUGUGUACAAACCUUCGAACCAACCAUAUCGACACCCGCAUGGCGAUGUUACUGCUCACUCUGCUAGUAUUUCAGCACCCCUAGCACGUCCGCCGCGCCAAAUUUCUUCGCGGAUGACCAGACCUUCGUCACCCCCUCCUCCUCCCUGGUCAUCAUCGUCCUUGUCGGCUCGGACUGGCACCGCCCAGGUGCCUAUUACGAUUCCAGACUCCCCUUCUCCCUCGAGCGCAAGUGCAGCCAAGAAACGCAAACUCGAUGAGUUGCAUUCGUUCCAGGAACCCGUCACUAUUUACCCCAAGCGCCGGGUCGUCGCUGACCCUGAGCCACCGCGGAAUGUCAGCACAAGCUAUCGCCCUGUCACUCCCCCGCCUCAUUCGACCGCCUCAGUGGAAAUAUCCCAGAAGCUGUCGCCUUCCCUCGCCAAGAUCGUCAUCUCUGGCAGUGCACCUCCGCCACGAGCGCAUCCGAUACCGGAUCCGCCCAGAAUACGAGGAUAG